UAUUUAUUCCUGUGGUCCUAGAAACUCUUUCCGCUCAGGCUGGAUAUGAACUCGAUCAAGUGACUCCCUGCAAUGUUACAGUUACCGAUUAUAAAUGCGUUACACGUUUCGGUGAAAGUUUUAUCUACACUGAAUCAUAUUCAUUAUAUAUGAUCUCAAUAUCUGUAUUAUUUCAAGCGAUUCUAUUUAUUAGUUGCGGUUCUCUGGCUGAUCAUGGAAAUUCGCGUAAAAAAUUUCUUUUGUCUUUUUCUUUUGUUGGCGCACUUUCGACAAUUGCAUUUAUAACUGUUGUUGAUCCUAAAUUAUAUUGGUUGGCUGGAUUAUUUACUAUUAUAUCAAAUUGUUGUUACGGUGCUGCAUUCCUCUUCUUCCUAGCAUAUAUUCCAAUAUUUUCUCGAUGUCAUUCGGAUGUCAUCAAAGCAAAACAUUCUGGUGCAUCUUCUGCUGAAAUCAAAGCGUUGGAAGAUAAAAUUGCCACACAAUUAUCUUCUUAUUCAAUGGUCGCAGAUCUUACUGGUGGUUUGGUAGUAUUAAUUGCAGGAUUAGGAAUACUUUUAGCAAUGAAUGACUUGACCAAUUCGAUUGGUUUUCGGCUUGCUUUAGUACUUUGUGGUGUAUGGUGGCUGUUUUUUCUUAUUUUUCCCACAAUGUGGUUGACUAGUAGACCUAGGCCGCCCUUAACUAGAGGUGUAAAUUAUUUCGUAUAUUCAUGGAAGCGUGUAGGAAAAACGUUAAUGUCAACUCGCGAACUUUGGCAAACUAUGAAACUUCUUUUCGCCUGGUUUUUUAUAUCAGAUGGGCAAAACACAAUAAUAACAGUUUGCGUUCUAUUUGGUAAAAAAACUCUUGGAAUGUCAGAUACGGAACUCUCAAUAUUUGCCAUAAUUGUUCCUAUAUGUGGUGUAAUAGGUAUGAGUUUAUUACCAUUAUAUGCUAUAUUAGGAUUUUGGUUACCAUUUGGAUUGGUAAACAAGUGGGAGGUUUGGAUGUACUUGGUAUUGUUUGGAUUGCUCGUUGGAUCUUUACAAGGUUAUUGCCAGGCUUGUUUCGCUAUUAUUUUACCCGAAGGACACGAAAAUGAGUUUUUCUCUUUGUUUCAGAUUACUGCAAGG
Messenger RNA from Racocetra persica, 1112 nucleotides. Lineage: Eukaryota; Fungi; Glomeromycota; Glomeromycetes; Diversisporales; Gigasporaceae. The record is from the annotation of a GenBank genome assembly.